This is a messenger RNA of Capsicum annuum, 931 nucleotides long. RefSeq names its product basic form of pathogenesis-related protein 1-like. The coding region runs from base 87 to 632 and encodes 181 amino acids. Gene Ontology annotation, cellular component: extracellular region. The record is from RefSeq and is a predicted model, not a curated record. NCBI's taxonomy places the organism in Eukaryota, Viridiplantae, Streptophyta, Magnoliopsida, Solanales, Solanaceae. The transcript has a single exon.
UCUUUUACAACUUGCAAACUUUUUAACUCAGCGUUCUUCCCUGUAAAACCCAUCCAUACUAUGUCUUGUUCUCAUCAAUAACCAAAAUGAAAUACUCCAAUUUGGUUGCUUGUUUCAUUAUUACCUUUUCUAUAUUUCAUUCAUCACAAGCUCAAAAUUCUCCUCAAGAUUAUCUUAACGCUCACAAUGAAGCUCGUAGAGAAGUUGGAGUCGGCCCUCUGACAUGGGACAAUAGGUUAGCAGCCUAUGCCCAAAAUUACGCAAAUCAAAGAAUCGGUGACUGUGGGAUGAUCCACUCUCACGGCCCUUACGGCGAAUGCCUAGCCUUCGCUUUCCCCGAUCUCGAUGCGAAUUAUGCCGUGAAGUUGUGGAUCGAUGAGAAGCAAUCGUAUGAUUUUAAAUCGAAUACUUGUGCACCAGGACAAGUAUGCGGACACUAUACUCAAGUGAUAUGGCGUAAUUCGGUACGUCUUGGUUGCGCCAGGGUUCAAUGCAACAAUGGGUGGUAUUUUAUAACGUGCAAUUACGACCCACCAGGUAAUUAUAUAGGACAACGUCCGUUAGGUGAGGUUGAAACUGAAGCUGAACAACCAUCCUACGAUUUCACGUCAGAACCUCCAACUGAUGUCUAAUUAUUAUGAGUUUACACGAUCAAACUAUGAAUGAAUGAAGUUUAUUCAUCAAUUAUUAAAGAAAUAAAAUCCUGGCCAAGUGAUGUUAUUGAUCAUACUCAGUUGGAUAAUACAAUCUAAUGGCAUAGUGAUGGGAGAAAUAUAUGUAGUCUAAAUAUUGAUGUCCCAACUCUCAUAUGGAUCGGUCCGUAUGUACCUUUGCAUCUGCAUGUUAGUUGAUUAAUCAGUAUAUGUAUGUGUUUUGUUGGUUUAUUUAGUUAUAAUGAUAUUUUUGUUGGCACUUAGUGUGAUAUGUGGUA